Bufo bufo (common toad) is the source of this 5500-nucleotide messenger RNA. It is a transcript of the gene TOP2A, whose product is annotated as DNA topoisomerase II alpha. Gene Ontology annotation, biological process: resolution of meiotic recombination intermediates; DNA topological change; sister chromatid segregation. Lineage: Eukaryota; Metazoa; Chordata; Amphibia; Anura; Bufonidae. The record is from RefSeq and is a predicted model, not a curated record. Gene Ontology annotation, molecular function: DNA binding; DNA topoisomerase type II (double strand cut, ATP-hydrolyzing) activity; ATP binding. The transcript has 35 exons. Gene Ontology annotation, cellular component: nucleus. Bases 123 to 4883 code for a protein of 1586 amino acids.
GUUUGAAGUUAGUGCUGCUAACCGUCGCUGUACAGUACAGGGCAAGGAAGCUACGGGAGAGCGGGUCGUGGGCGAAGCGCCGGAUUUUACUACAGGUUGUCGGUAUCGUCUAACGUUUCAACAUGGAGAUCGAAGCACUCAAACCUCUCUUUGAGAAUAAGACCGCAGUCGAUAAACUAAAGAAGGAUGAUAACAAGCGCCUUUCCGUUGAGAGAAUUUACCAAAAGAAGACUCAAUUGGAGCAUAUUUUGCUCCGUCCUGACACCUACAUUGGCUCUGUAGAGCCUGUAACACAGCAAAUGUGGGUGCAUGAUGAAGAGGAGGGACUGAACUGCAGAGAAGUGACAUUUGUCCCUGGCUUGUAUAAGAUCUUUGAUGAAAUCUUAGUAAAUGCCGCUGAUAAUAAGCAAAGGGAUCCAACAAUGUCAUGUAUCAAGAUCACAAUUGACCCGGAGAACAACACAGUCAGUGUGUGGAAUAGCGGGAAGGGUAUUCCUGUUGUUGAGCACAAAGUGGAAAAGGUUUAUGUUCCUGCUCUUAUCUUUGGACAACUGUUGACCUCCAGUAACUAUGAUGAUGACGAGAAAAAAGUUACAGGUGGUCGCAAUGGUUAUGGUGCUAAAUUAUGUAACAUCUUCAGUACUAAAUUUACUGUGGAAACUGCAUGCAAGGAAUAUAAGAAGGUCUUUAAACAGACCUGGACCAAUAACAUGUCUAGUACCGGAGAGCCGAAGAUCAAAUCUUUUGAUGGGGUGGACUAUACUUGCAUCACAUUUCAGCCGGAUCUCAGCAAAUUUAAAAUGCAAGUUUUGGACAAGGACAUUGUGGCACUUAUGUCUCGGAGAGCCUAUGAUAUAGCUGGCGCCUCCAAGGGGGUGAAGGUGUUUCUGAAUGGCAAGAGACUUCCUGUGUCUGGUUUCCGCAGUUAUGUGGAUUUGUAUGUCAAAGAAAAACUAGAUGAGACUGGUAACCCCUUGAAAGUCAUCCAUGAAAUGGUGAACGAUCGAUGGGAAGUGUGCUUGACUAUGAGUGAAAAGGGCUUCCAGCAAAUCAGCUUUGUCAACAGUAUUGCUACCACAAAGGGUGGCAGACAUGUUGACUUUGUUGCAGAUCAAAUUAUCGGCAAAAUUAUUGAUGUCGUGAAGAAAAAAAAUAAGGGUGGUGUUUCAGUGAAACCAUUUCAGGUGAAAAACCACAUGUGGAUUUUUGUAAAUUCAUUGAUCGAGAAUCCCACCUUUGACUCCCAGACAAAGGAGAACAUGACAUUGCAAUCAAAAAGCUUUGGAUCUAAAUGUGUGUUGUCUGAGAAAUUCAUUAAAGCGGCAAAUAACUGUGGUAUUGUGGAAAGCAUCCUAAACUGGGUAAAGUUCAAAGCACAAACCCAGCUGAAUAAGAAGUGCUCUGCGGUAAAGCACACAAAGAUCAAGGGUAUCCCCAAACUGGAUGACGCUAAUGAUGCAGGCAGCAAACAUUCUUCAGAUUGCACCCUUAUUCUUACUGAAGGAGAUUCAGCCAAGACACUGGCUGUUUCUGGCUUGGGUGUUGUUGGAAGAGAUCGGUAUGGUGUGUUCCCAUUGCGAGGCAAACUUCUAAACGUCCGGGAGGCUUCACACAAGCAAAUUAUGGAGAAUGCUGAGAUAAACAACAUUAUUAAGAUUGUGGGUCUGCAGUAUAAGAAAGAUUAUGAAAAUGCGGAGUCCCUGAAAAGUCUUCGCUAUGGAAAGCUCAUGAUUAUGACAGAUCAGGAUCAAGACGGCUCCCAUAUUAAAGGCUUGUUGAUCAACUUCAUUCAUCACAAUUGGCCAUCCCUGCUGAAGCACUGUUUUCUGGAGGAGUUCAUCACCCCUAUCAUUAAGGUCACUAAAAAUAAGCAGGAACUGGCAUUCUACAGCAUCCCUGAGUUUGAAGAGUGGAAGAAUAACACUGAAAGUCACAAGACCUGGAAAAUAAAGUACUACAAAGGUCUGGGUACCAGCACAUCUAAAGAGGCUAAAGAAUAUUUUGCAGAUAUGGAGAGACAUCGUGUUCAAUUUAAAUACAGUGGCCCCAUAGAUGAUGCUGCGAUCACCUUGGCCUUUAGCAAGAAGAAAGUUGAUGACCGUAAGGAAUGGCUGACCAACUUUAUGGAAGACAGAAGGCAGAGGAGACUUCAUGGUUUGCCAGAGGAUUUCCUGUAUGGAAAAGCCACAAAGCACUUAACCUACAACGAUUUCAUUAACAAAGAGCUGAUUUUGUUUUCCAACUCUGACAACGAGCGUUCCAUCCCCUCCUUGGUUGAUGGUCUCAAGCCGGGUCAGAGGAAAGUCCUGUUCACUUGCUUCAAGAGAAAUGAUAAAAGAGAAGUGAAGGUUGCUCAGUUGGCUGGUUCUGUAGCUGAAAUGUCUGCAUAUCAUCAUGGUGAAGCAUCUCUAAUGAUGACAAUUAUUAACUUGGCCCAGAACUUCAUGGGCAGCAACAAUAUCAACCUCCUGCAGCCUAUUGGUCAGUUUGGUACUAGAUUGCAUGGUGGUAAAGAUGCUGCCAGCCCUCGAUACAUCUUUACAAUGCUUAGCACACUUGCCCGUCUCCUUUUUCCUGCUAUGGAUGACAGUGUCCUGAAGUUCAUAUAUGAUGAUAACCAGAAAGUUGAACCUGAGUGGUAUAUUCCUAUUAUACCCAUGGUACUGGUGAACGGUGCAGAAGGAAUUGGCACCGGUUGGUCUUGUAAAAUCCCCAAUUAUGAUGUCCGUGAGAUAGUAAACAAUAUCCGUAAAAUGUUGGAUGGUGAGGAGCCUCAGCAUAUGCUCCCAAGCUACAAGAAUUUUAAAGGCAUUAUCCAGGAGCUUGGUCCAAACCAGCACAUAAUCAGCGGUGAAAUUUCAGUGCUGGAUUCAACCACAAUUGAAAUCUCUGAGCUCCCAGUCAGGACAUGGACACAGAAUUACAAGGAACAGGUGUUGGAACCCAUGUUGAAUGGGACCGAUAAGACUCCUGCACUGAUUAUUGACUACAAAGAGUAUCAUACGGACACCACAGUGAAGUUUGUCAUUAAGAUGACAGAGGAGAAGUUGGCUGAGGCUGAAGCUGCUGGUUUACACAAAGUCUUUAAGCUUCAAACCCCGCUAACCUGUAACUCUAUGGUACUUUUUGAUCACACCGGAUGCCUGAAGAAAUAUGAAUCUGUUCUGGAUAUUUUGCGAGAGUUCUAUGAAUUGCGACUCCGCUAUUAUGGUCUAAGGAAAGAAUGGUUGCUGGGAAUGCUAACCGCUGAGGCCUCCAGGCUGAGCAAUCAAGCUCGUUUUAUCCUGGAAAAGAUUGAGGGCAAAGUAGUUAUUGAAAACAAGCCCAAGAAAGAACUUAUUCAGAUGUUGGUGCAGAGAGGAUAUGACUCUGAUCCAGUUAAAACGUGGAAACAAACUCAAGAAAAGGAAGAAGCUGGAGAGUUGAUUGAAGAGGAAGAAGAAUCAGAAGCUACAACCACUGGGCCAGAUUACAACUAUCUCCUCAAUAUGCCUAUGUGGUAUUUGACCAAAGAAAAGAAAGAUGAGCUGUGCAAGCAGAGAGAUAAUAAGACUGCAGAGCUGAAGGACCUCCAGAGGAAGUCGCCAUCUGAUCUCUGGAAAGGAGACCUUGCUGCCUUUGCAGAAGAACUGGAUCGUGUGGAAGAAAAGGAUCGUGCUGAUGAACAGUGUUCCCUCAAAGGCAAGGUGGUGAAAGGUAAAAGUGGAAGACCACAGGUGAAAAAGCUGCAGUUAGAGGAGAUCAUGCCAUCACCGCAUGGAAGGCGCAUCAUUCCCAGGGUCACAACAGCUAUGAAAGCAGAAGCUACUAGGAAAGUCCUAAAGAGGGUGAAGAAUGAAGCUAUUGUUAAGAAGAUGGACUUUGGAGAUGAUGACGAUGAACAGCAGGAGAGUCCUAAUAACAGCCCACUGACCAGUCCUGAAAGCAUGUCUCUCACUGAGAGACUGAGCAAAAAAGUGAAAGCUGAGCCAGGCACUAAAGCAAAACCAACCAAAGGCAAGAAGCAGGCGACCCUCCCAUUUAAACCUAUGAAAAAAGAGUCUGAAAGCCAAUUUAAGGAUUCAGAAAGUGAUUCUGAACCAGAGGUGUUGGCUCCACGUCUGGCUCAGCCAAGGCGAGCUGCCGCAAAUGUGAAAUAUGUUGUGGAUUCAGAUGAAGAAAAAAGCAUGAUUAAGCCUCACGAUGACAGUGAGAUCGACAGUGAUGCCAUGUUUGACCCCUGCACACUUUCAGAUGAUGAGUCCUUUGAAAUUCCCAAACCAACCAAAAAGUCCAAACCAACCAAAGCUGUUGGCAGUAAGAAGAUUAAGAAAGAUCCCACUCCAGACAAAAUUAAAGAAGCUGUUGUGGAAAAAUCACCUGAACCACCUAAACCAGUGGCGUCAGUUGUAGAUGACAGUGAUGAUGAGGUUCCAGUCAAACCCACAGCAUCGAUGACAACAAGCGCAGCUCCUGCAGCCACUAAGAAGAAACUGCAUUCUGCACCAGAGAAAGAUGCUCCUAAAAAACGUGUCAAGAAGGCAGGAACUACUGUCACAAAGAAAGACAAACAGCCAUCCAUUUUGGAAGCACUGUCUAAACCAAAGGCACCCAAAUCUACUGCUGCAGCCAAGCUGUUAGAUUCUGAUGAUGAUGAAAUGCCACCGCCCAAAAAGACUGCAAAGCCACGCAAGAGGAAGAACUCCGAUUCUGAAUCCGAUUCAGAUUUUGGCAUGAAAAAGAAAACUAAACCAUCAAAGAAAUCAAAAGCUGCAGAUGAUGAUUUCAGCUUGGACCUCUCUGAUUCUGAAGCUGGCGUCAGCAUUGCACCAGCUCGAUCCCGAACAGCUCGUGCCAAGAAACCCAUCACCUAUAUCGAGGACUCUGAUGAUGACAUGUUUUAACUUCUUUCUCUAAUUGAAAUGAAGGCAGCUAUUAACUUUCCAACGGCACUGCACAAAGGACGAUCUUAUCAGCCUCUCUCAAGACGUUCUGCUAAAAAGUGACACUUGUGUAUCUUAAAUUCUAAAUAUAGUUUUAUGCUUGUUGGGUUUUAGCCACUGCGCAGUUAUUACCACCCGCUGCUUUAUAAUGACGCCAGAGCCGCUGUGGGUGUUCAUACUGCUCGCAGUUUUUGUUGAAGCUUUUGUUCUGGUGGUACCAGCUCUUUGGAUACCAUAAAGUUACAUAGAUUUUACUAAUCUGGAAGGUGAGUUUUUAACUCCUUCAUGCCCUUUAGCUCCUACCUUGCCCUGUACAGUAGUGAGGUUUAAAGAACCCUUGUGAUCACUGGGGGGAAGUUCUUUUUAGCUUAGUCAGCCAGUUAAUAUGUCCUGUUUGCUGUUUUCACUGAUCCAGGUUUUAUUCAUUCAGUGUACAUAAGUCUGAGAGAGGCACUUAUAUAUAUUUCUAUGUUGUUUGUUGUAUGUUGGGGUCCAUUCAAACGUCCGUAUGGGUUUUGCGGAUCCGCACAUUGCAGAUCCGCAAAACACUGACACCGGCAAUGUGCGUUCCGCAUUUU